GGGAGAGGGAGGCCUCGGCGCUGAUGUCAGUCCGGAGGAAGGAGCCUGAGCGCACAGCAGGAUCCUGGGCGCUGCUUCCAGUGCUGCAGAGAGGGAGAGAGAGAGGGGGCAGCUUCAGGGUGCAGCAUGCUGCCUGGCUCCCGUUCCAGCCUCUCCAGUAGCAGCGGCGGCGGCGGCGGCUGCAUCGCUCGGGCCACGAGCGCAGCAGGGCCAAAGGGGGACCACGCGGCGGAGGCGGCGGCGGCCGAGGGCGCACGAUGGCUGGCUGGCUGGGCAGCGGCUCUCUCUGGCUCCUGGCGCUGGCGUGCCUUCUGCAGCGCGCCCAGGUGAGGAAGCCGGUGCGGUGUCCCGCCAUCUGCAGCUGCACCAAAGAGUCCAUCAUUUGCGUCGGAGCGGCGGCGGUGCCGCGGAGCCCCGGAGACAUCAGCUCCUUGAGCCUGGUAAAUGGAACAUUUUCUGAAAUAAAAGAGAGAAUGUUUUCACAUUUGCCUUCCCUGCAGUUGCUACUGCUGAAUUCUAACUCAUUUACUAUCAUACGGGAUGAUGCCUUUGGGGGUCUGUUCCAUCUCGAGUACUUAUUUAUUGAAGGAAACAAGGUAGAAACCAUUUCAAGAAACGCAUUUCGUGGCCUUCGAGAUUUGACACACCUUUCUUUGGCCAAUAACCAGAUUAAAGCUUUGCCAAGGGAUGUCUUCAGUGAUUUAGAUUCUCUGAUUGAACUAGAUUUAAGGGGAAAUAAGUUUGAAUGUGACUGCAAAGCCAAGUGGUUGUUUUUGUGGUUAAAGAUGACCAAUUCCACUGUUUCUGAUGUCCUGUGUGUUGGUCCAGCCGAAUUUCAGGACAAGAAGUUAAAUGAUGCCUCGAGUUUUGAUGACGAAUGCACCACUACAGAUUUUGUGGUUCAUCAGAUUUUACCCUACCAGUCAGUUUCAGUGGACACAUAUCACUCAAACAAUGAUGUUUAUGUCGCCAUUGCCCAGCCCAGCAUGGAAAAUUGCAUGGUGCUAGAAUGGGAUCACAUUGAGAAGAACUUCAGGAGUUAUGACAACAUUACUGGUCAGUCCAUAGUGGGAUGCAAAGCUAUCUUGAUUGAUGAUCAGGUUUUUGUGGUGGUAGCUCAGCUUUUCGGUGGCUCACACAUAUAUAAGUAUGAGGAAGGCUGGACAAAGUUUGUCAAAUUCCAGGACAUAGAAGUUUCCCGCAUUUCAAAGCCGAAUGACAUAGAACUCUUUCAGAUAGAGAGUGAAACCUUUUUUGUCAUCGCAGAUAGCUCAAAAGCUGGUCUGACGACAAUUUAUAAAUGGAACAACAAGGGAUUCUACUCUUACCAAUCCUUGCAUGAAUGGUUCCGGGACACAGAUGCUGAGUUUGUUGAUAUAGAUGGAAAAUCUCAUCUAAUCCUGUCAAGCCGCUCACAGAUUCCCAUUAUCCUUCAAUGGAACAAAAAUUCCAGAAAGUUCCUCCCACACAGUGAGAUACCCAACAUGGAAGAUGUGCUGGCUGUGAAAAGCUUUCGAAUACAGGACAACCUGUACCUCUCACUUACAAGAUUUAUAGGCGACUCCAGAGUAAUGAAGUGGAAUAGCAAACAGUUUGUGGAAAUCCAAGCUCUGCCUUCCCGGGGCGCCAUGACCCUUCAGCCGUUCUCCUUUAAGAAUCAUCACUACCUAGCCCUGGGAAGUGACUACACCUUCUCCCAAAUAUUCCAGUGGGAUAAUGAGAAGCAGCUCUUCAAAAUAUUCAAGGAAAUCUACGUGCAGGCACCUCGUUCGUUCACAGCUGUGUCAACCGAUAGAAGAGAUUUUUUCUUUGCUUCCAGCUUUAAAGGCCACACGCAAAUAUUUGAACACAUAAUUGUUGACUUGAGUUUAUGAAGGAGCUGUGGGAGGGAGGUGGGAGGGGGCAACUCAUGUACAGUGACAUUUUCACAUAAAAACAAAUCAAAAGGGCGGAUUACUCAUUUCCUGAAGGUAGGAUGUGCCUGUGGCAUUAGUCAGGAGUUUUCUGAACUUUAUAGAAGUUUGCAUAUUUAAUCAGGGAUCGCAUUAACUUGGUUAAAUGCAUGCCAUGCCCAUUUUACCAUUGGUAAAGACACUUUAAAGCCUAUAAUUACUCGGAAAAAGUGUGCAAUGCAUUAGAAUUAAUUCUAACACACAGUGGCGUAGCGUGGGUUGUCA
This is a messenger RNA of Podarcis muralis (Common wall lizard), 2177 nucleotides long. It is a transcript of the gene LGI2, whose product is annotated as leucine rich repeat LGI family member 2. Gene Ontology annotation, molecular function: protein binding. The record is from RefSeq and is a predicted model, not a curated record. Lineage: Eukaryota; Metazoa; Chordata; Lepidosauria; Squamata; Lacertidae. Gene Ontology annotation, biological process: inhibitory synapse assembly.